AUGGGCGGCGAGGAGAUAAACGCCGCGUUCAGCGGCAAGCUCGCAGGGUUGAACGCGACGUCGCAGUCGAUCGAGACGCUGUCGCACUGGUGCGUGUUCCACAGGAAGCGCGCGAAGACGCUCGUGCCGACGUGGCAGCAAGAGCUCCGGGCGGCGCCGCCGAAGCGAAAACUCACGUUCCUCUACCUCGCCAACGACGUCCUGCAAAACUCGCGGAAGAAGGGCAACGAGUGGAUCGAGGCGUGCUGGCCGAUCAUGGGGUGGGCGGUGAAGCACACGCUGCGCAACACCGGGGACGAGAAGACCGCGAAGAGCUGCGAGAAGCUCGUGAACGUGUGGCAGGAUCGGAGGAUAUUCGGCUCGCGGUCGCUGCGAGAUUGGCUCGACGUCGGCGACGGCAGGGAUCGAACCGGCGGCGACGACGCGGCCGCGCCGGAAGGGCAACCCGCGGCGCCCGCGGCCGCGCCCGCGGCGCCCGCGGGUCCCGCGGUCGCGCGCAGAAGAGAGGAGCGCCUCGCGGAGGUCCCCGCGGCGUUGACGGGGACGAACGCGUCGCUCGCGAGGGCGUUGGAAGCGGCGGAGAAAGCCGCCGCCGCGCUCGCCGCCGCGGACGCGCUGUGCGAGACGGAUCUCAAGCCGGAGGCGUACGCGGACGACGCGCUGGAGACGAGCGACGACCCGGUGAAGGCGCUGCGGGCGCUGCAGGCUGCGGAGAACGCGAUCACGGCGAGGAGGGUCGCGUUAGAGGAAGCCGCGGGAUGCCACGAAGAAGCCGCGCGAUACGCGAAGGACGUUCUCGAGAGAUGCGAAGCCGCCGCGGAGGCGCAAGCGGCGGCGCUGGACGACAGCGCGGGGGUGAUGGUGAAGGUCGCGACGUUGCGGAUGAAAGCGACGAAGCGAGCCGCGGCGGAGCUCGCGAGGCAGGCUGCCGCGGAAGGGGCGGGGAGUAAGAACCCGAAGGCGUCCGCGCCGUCGACGAAGAGCGGCGGCGAAGACCCCGCGCCGGCGGCGGCGGCGGCGGCGACCGAGCCGGCCGGGGACGACGAGUACGUCCCCGAGGGCGGGGACGACGAGUAUGUCCCCAUGGCGAUGGACGACCCGCCGCCCGAGGAGGGCGGCGUGGACGUGGACGCGCUCAUGGCGCAGGCGGCGUCGGACCCGGAGGUGAUGAAGCAACUUUUGGCGGCGCUCCCGGAGGACCAACGCGCCGCGGUGGAGGAGCAGCUCGCGGCCGCGGGGAAGUGA
Messenger RNA from Micromonas pusilla CCMP1545, 1245 nucleotides. RefSeq lists its product as uncharacterized. The transcript has a single exon. Gene Ontology annotation, molecular function: RNA polymerase II complex binding. Gene Ontology annotation, biological process: mRNA 3'-end processing. The record is from RefSeq and is a predicted model, not a curated record. Bases 1 to 1245 code for a protein of 414 amino acids. NCBI's taxonomy places the organism in Eukaryota, Viridiplantae, Chlorophyta, Mamiellophyceae, Mamiellales, Mamiellaceae.